AACAGCUCAUACCCGAGUGAGAGAAUUAAGUGUGUCAUGGAUGCGGUUCCGUGUUGUUUAUCAUCCAUUCUUGGCAUUGCAGCUUUGGUGCUGCUUUGGUUUUCAUGGCGAAAACAGAGCAAGAGAUUGCCACCGGAGGCAGGUGGCGCGUGGCCUAUUAUUGGCCACCUCCACCACUUCCGAACCUCGGUUCCUUUGGUUAAGACUUUGAGCGAGUGGGCGGAUAAAUAUGGUCCGGUGUUCACCAUCCGCCUCGGCAUAUCCCGGAUCCUGGUGGUUAGUAGCUGGGAAGCCGUCAGGGAUUGCUUCGCUACUAACGAUAAGCUCUUGGCUGCACGUCCAACUACAUGUGCAGGUAAAUACCUUGGCUACGAUUAUGCGGUCUUUACUUUCUCAACAAAUAAUUCAUAUUGGCGAAGAGUACGAAAAUUGGUGGUGGAGGAGAUACUCUCCAGCAGAAGACUUGAGAAACUGAAACAUGUUUGGGUGUCGGAGCUGCAAACCAACAUCAAAGAACUCUACACUUUUAUUUCCAUGGAUAACAACAACCCCUCCGCUCCCAAAGUGAACAUGAGCAGAUGGUUCGGACAUUUAACGUUGAAUUUGAUAAUGCAGAUAGUCGCCGGCAGGAGGUACGAGUACCGGAGUGACGGGACGAUCAACGAGGAGGCACAGCGUCUCAAGAAGGUGUUUAGCCAAGUUAUGUAUCUGUGGGGUGAGUUUGUCUCCGGGGAUGCCAUAUUUCCACUCUGGUUUUUCAGGUGGUUGGACUAUGAAGGCCAUGUCAAGACCAUGAAAAGAGCUGCAAAGGAUGUGGAUGCCAUCUUGCAAGAUUGGGUGGAUGCUAGGAGGAAGGAGAGGAGAAGUAAUGAAGAUCAAAAGUUUAUUGAUGUUAUGCUUUCUAUGAUUGAUGAUCAAUUUACCCAAGGUUACAGUUACUCCCGGGACACAGUAAUCAAAGCAAUUGUAUUGAGUAUGUUACAAGAUGCUAGUGAAACGUUUGCGACUCACUUGACAUGGAUAUUGGCUGUAUUGCUAAAACACCCAGAAUCGUUGAAGCGUGUUCAGGAUGAGAUAGACACCAACAUUGGCAAAGAAAGGUGGGCAGAAGAUUCUGAUGUUAAGAAUUUACCAUACCUUCAAGGUGUAGUUAAAGAAACACUGCGAAUGUACCCACAAGGACCAUACCUAGCUCCACACGAAGCGGUGGAAGAUUGUAUAGUAGAUGGCUAUCACAUCCCAAAGGGCACACAACUAUACGUCAAUGUGUGGAGAUUGCAUCGCGAUCCUAAAAUCUGGCCUGACCCAGAAAAGUUUUUACCAGAAAGGUUCAUGACAAAUUUAGAAGGGGAAGCUGCCCAAAAUAGACAGUAUCAGUUUGUCCCAUUUGGUCUUGGACGACGAUCAUGUCCUGGAAAUUUAUAUGCAACACAAAUUACACAAGUUGCAGUUGCUCGACUAUUUCAAGGCUUUAAUUUCAGCACAGUUCCAAAUGAGCCAUUGGACAUGAUGGAAGACGUAGGCAUUAUCUUGCCUAAGUUAACUCCUUUAGAAGUACUUGUUACACCGCGUUUAUCUCCUACUCUAUUUAGAUUAUAAGCAUAUAUAUGCUUAAUGCGGAUGUAUGUUUUUUAAUUUUCUAUGUGGUCAAAUAAAAGUCUUUAAUAUAUGCAUGGUGUAUACAUGCAUAUAGAAUAAAUGAAUGGAAUUCCUAUUCCCAUAUGUUCUA
Messenger RNA from Ipomoea nil (Japanese morning glory), 1729 nucleotides. RefSeq names its product cytochrome P450 82C4-like. Bases 37 to 1599 code for a protein of 520 amino acids. Gene Ontology annotation, molecular function: oxidoreductase activity, acting on paired donors, with incorporation or reduction of molecular oxygen; heme binding; monooxygenase activity. Gene Ontology annotation, biological process: defense response to other organism. The record is from RefSeq and is a predicted model, not a curated record. The transcript has 3 exons. NCBI's taxonomy places the organism in Eukaryota, Viridiplantae, Streptophyta, Magnoliopsida, Solanales, Convolvulaceae.